Molecule: messenger RNA, 2337 nt
Organism: Drechmeria coniospora
Lineage: Eukaryota; Fungi; Ascomycota; Sordariomycetes; Hypocreales; Ophiocordycipitaceae
Exons: 2
Coding region: 1-2337 (778 amino acids)
Biological process (GO): microtubule-based movement
Cellular component (GO): kinesin complex; microtubule
Molecular function (GO): ATP binding; microtubule binding; microtubule motor activity
Source: RefSeq, a predicted model, not a curated record
AUGUCCGUCCGCGUCGUCGCAAGGAUACGUCCUCUUCUGGAGCAGGAGCUGGACAAGGACAUUGUCGUUCGAGCAGACGGCGUCGGGCCCGGCAAGCCGAACACGAUUGUCAAGAUACCGAACCCCAAGAAGGAGGCCGAGGAGUUUUCGUUUGCCUUUAACGGCGUCUACGACCAGUCGACGUCACAGGAGGCCUUGUUUACCUCUGAAGCCCCUUUUCUCUUCCUCUUCCUCUUCCUUCUCCUCUUCCUCUUCCUCUUCCCACUCCUCUUCCCUCUCCUCCUCCUCGGCGGGACGAGGGGGGCGCCGCAACCGCGUGGCGGCGGUGAGCUGACGCGCAAGACAGUGCAACCCCAUCUCAAAUCACUUUUCCAGGGUCUCGACGUUACCCUCUUCGCGUAUGGCGUCACCGGCACCGGCAAGACGCACACGAUGCGUGGCGGGCUCAAGCUGGCGGACCGAGGCGUCAUCCCCCGCCUGCUGAGCAGCAUCUUCCGAAGGGGCAAGAAGAUUACAAAGGACACGGACGGGGCCACGACGGUUCGCGUGAGCUUGUCGUACUACGAAAUCUACAACGACAAGGUCUUCGACCUUCUCGAGCCCGUCGAGUCGCGAACGGCCUCGGGUCUGCCGCUGCGGGCGGAGGCGAGCGGCCGGACCGUCGUGUGCGGCCUGUCGGAACGGGCCUGCGACGACCUGCGCGACUUUGAGAAGAUGUACAUCGAGGCCAACAACAAUCGCGUGACGGCCUCGACCAAGCUCAACGCCCACAGCAGCCGGAGCCACGCCAUACUGCGCGUCAAGCUGACGCAGACGACGGGGGACGCCGUCCGGGAGAGCACCGCCUCCGCCAUCGACCUCGCCGGCUCCGAGGACAACCGGCGGACGGACAACGGCAAGGAGCGGCUGGUGGAGUCGGCGGCCAUCAACAAGAGCCUCUUCGUCCUCAGCCAGUGCAUCGACGCCAUCUCGAGGGGCGACAAGAGGGUGCCGUACCGCGAGUCCAAGAUGACGCGCAUCCUCUCGCUCGGGCAGAACAACGGCAUCACCGUCAUGAUCCUCAACCUGGCCCCGCUGAGGAGCUACCACCUGGACACGCUGAGCAGCUUGAACGUCAGCUCGCGCGCGAAGCGGAUCGAGGUCCGCGAGAUCGAGAACGAGGUCGUCUACAAGCAGUUUCCCAGGACCAACUCGGCCGGCUCCGUGACGGGCAUCCCCCGUCAGCCUCUGCGACCGCUGGCGAACGCGCACAACGUCCACAACGGCAACAUGGCGGCCAAGGCGACCGAGCCCAGCAAAGCCGCCAAGGCGUUCAGCGUCUACACGGACAAGGCGAAGCAGCCGGCCACGGCGCGCCCCGCCGUCGGGUCGAGCCUCGCGUCGCGCCGAAGCUUGCACAAGCGACCUUCGGAGCACGACGGCCUCCCGAGACCGUCCAAGCUCGCGAGGCCGGCGACCGAAGGGCCCGUCACGGUGUCGGCGGCCCAGAUCGAGGCCAUGGUCGAGAAGAAGGUGAGCGAGAUACUGGCGGCUCGGUCGGCGGCGGAGAUGUCGUCGGCCCCGCCGCCCGCCGCCCCUGCUCGGCAGGAACUGAGCGAGACGGUGCAGCGGCGUCUCGAGGCUCUGGAAAAGCGAAUCGACAAGGACGAAUGGCGCGAGGACGCCAAGUCGGACGGGCUCCGCCAUCUCCUGGCCGCCAGGCAACACAAGGAGCGGGGCGACGACGCCGGCGCGCUCAAGGCGUACGAGAUGGCCUUGCCCUACUUUCCGGGACAGGCGAAGUUGCUGGGGAAGAUGGAGCGGCUGAGGGCACGGCUGGGACUCGCCGGGGAGCAGCCUGCCGAGCAGCACCGGACGCCGCCCGGAUCGGCCAAGAGGAAGAGGCAGCGCAGGAUCGCCGCCGACGCCGAGAGCGAAUACGACGACGGCGAAGCGGAUGCGGAGGAGGAGCGGGCGACGAGCGGCGCCAGGACGACGAGCGGCGCCAGGACGACGAGCGGCGCCAGGACGACGAAGCCGCUCAAGGCGAGGUCCCAAGCCGUCUCGAAGCAGGUGGUGGCAUCCGACGACGGCGCGGCCGAACCGGCGUCGCCGCGAACGCGGCAGCUCUUGGCCGUGAUCAACUCGCGCAACCUGUCGCAGAUCCGAGGCCUCGUCGGCUUCGGCUCCAAACGAGCGGGCGACCUCGUCGACUACCUCGAGCUCGCGGCGCUGGAGGAUCUGGACGGCGCGCGGAUCGAAUCCCUCGCCCAGCUCUGCGCGCUGCCAGGCAUGGGCGCGCGGACGGUGGAGCGGGCGUACGAGGGUCUGGCGUCGCGUGCCGAGAUUUCCCUGUGA